AUGCUCCAUGUCCAUCAGGCCCCCGACCCCCAAUACACUGAGAGUGUUCAAAUUAACAUUAUUAUUAUUUAUAUUUUUGCAAAAUCCCCAUUGGAUCCCUGUCCUUUUCAUAUGUUAAUGAUCAUAUCAUGGUCUUGGGUAAAACUGGCUCUCAGAAUGUUUCAACGUGACCACUCUGCAACCUCUGCAAGCUAACUUCACACUCUCCUCUGGUUUUGCAGAAAAGAAGAAGAAAAAGAUGAAUUUUUAUCUGAAAAAUCAUCAAAACUUGCUGAUAAAGUUGCACUCUUUCAGAAGCUGAUUCAAUUUGGGAAGUGGGUUUGUGAUUUAUCUGGUAUUGGUGGUGGUUUUGUGUGAGAAUGAACGUGGAUAAGAUUGAAGAGAGCAGUGUGAGGUUGUUGGGUAGAAGCAGCAGCAGUGGUGGAAGCAGUGAGUCAAGGUGGGUUGAUGGCAAUGAAGUUGACUGGGAUGAGGCUCCUAUGUGGUCUAAGCAUGACGGUAGAGAAGGGUAUGGAUCAAUUAGGAGGAGGCUUGUCAAGAAGCCCAAGAGAGUUGAUUCAUUUGAUGUUGAAGCCGUGGAGAUUGCUGGAACACAUGGUCCUCACUCCAAGGACCUUUCCCUCUGGCCCACUCUUGUAUUGGCAUUUAAGACUCUUGGCGUAGUAUAUGGUGAUAUGGGAACAAGUCCUCUAUAUGUUUUUGCUGAUGUCUUCAGCAAGGUUCCAAUUGGAUCAGAUGCUGAUGUCUUGGGGGCAUUAUCGUUAGUAAUGUACACAAUAGCACUUAUUCCAUUAGCAAAAUAUGUUUUUAUAGUCCUCAAAGCAAAUGAUAAUGGAGAAGGAGGAACAUUUGCACUAUACUCACUAAUUUGCAGGUAUGCAAAUGUGAAUCUGCUUCCAAAUCGCCAACAAGCUGAUGAACAUAUCUCUAGUUUUAAGCUCAAACUGCCUACUCCAGAACUGGAAAGGGCUUUAAAGAUAAAGGAGACUUUGGAAAAGACAUCAACUUUGAAAAAUGUGUUAUUAGUGUUGGUUCUUCUGGGGACUUCCAUGAUUAUUGGGGAUGGUAUUCUUACACCGGCAAUAUCAGUGAUGUCUGCCAUAAGUGGUCUACAGGAUCAAAUAAAUGGAUUUGGUACUGGUGAAGUGGUUUGUGUUUCUAUCGUAGUCCUCUUGGCUUUGUUCAGCAUACAACGGUUUGGUACCAGUAAAGUGGGUUUCAUGUUUGCCCCUGUAAUUGCAUUAUGGUUCUUUUCUCUGGGUUCUAUUGGAAUAUAUAAUAUACUUACAUAUGAUAUCACUGUUCUGAGAGCAUUCAAUCCAGCUUAUAUCUACUAUUUCUUCAAGAAUAAUGGCAAAGGUGCAUGGUCAGCUCUUGGGGGUUGUGUUCUGUGCAUUACAGGCGCAGAAGCAAUGUUUGCAGAUCUAGGUCAUUUUUCUGUACCAGCAAUACAGAUUGCCUUCACUUGUGUUGUAUUCCCCUGUCUCCUCCUUGCUUAUAUGGGCCAAGCUGCUUUUUUGAUGAAGAAUCCUGCUUCUUAUUCCAGCAUUUUCUACAAAUCUGUUCCAGAGUCUCUCUUCUGGCCUGUGUUUGUUAUAGCCACACUUGCUGCUAUGAUUGCCAGCCAAGCAAUGAUAUCUGCUACAUUUUCAUGCGUAAAGCAAGCUAUGGCUUUGGGAUGCUUCCCCAGGCUCAAGAUAAUUCACACCUCAAAAAAGUUCAUGGGUCAAAUUUACAUACCCAUAAUUAACUGGUUUCUGAUGAUCAUGUGCAUAGUUGUGGUUUCUAUCUUCCAAAGCACUACUGAUAUUGCAAAUGCAUAUGGUAUUGCCGAAGUAGGUGUCAUGAUGGUUAGCACCACCUUGGUGACCAUUGUAAUGCUUUUAAUUUGGCAGACUAACUUGUUUUUGGCACUUUGUUUCCCUCUUCUAUUUGGUUCAGUGGAGCUAAUUUACAUGUCUUCUGUCCUAUCCAAAAUCACUGAGGGUGGCUGGCUUCCACUUGCCUUUGCUACCUUCUUCCUCUCUGUGAUGUACAUAUGGAACUAUGGUAGUGUAUUGAAGUACCGAAGUGAAGUUAGAGAGAAGUUUUCAGUGGACUUGAUGCUUGAUCUUGGCUUCAAUCUAGGAACUGUAAGAGUGCCAGGAAUAGGAUUGCUAUACAAUGAGCUUGUCCAAGGCAUUCCCUCCAUUUUUUUACAGUUCCUGCUGAACCUUCCAGCUCUUCACUCAACCAUAGUUUUUGUCUGCAUUAAAUAUGUCCCAAUCCCAGUAGUUCCUCAAGAGGAAAGGUUUCUAUUCCGACGAGUUUGCCCCAAAGAUUACCAUAUAUUUCGCUGUGUUGCAAGGUAUGGUUACAAAGAUGUAAGGAAGGAAGAUCACCAUGCAUUUGAGCAACUUCUUAUUGAAAGUCUAGAGAAAUUCUUGAGAAGGGAAGCUCAAGAAACUGCCUUGGAGUUGCAGGGAAACUUAAGCGAUGACAUGGACAAUGUCUCAGUGCAUACAAGGGAUUCUGAUCUUCCUACUGCGGAUGACGAGCUUAGAAUUCCACUGAUGCAUGGUAAAAAACUAGAAGCAACAGGAACUUCUUCUACCCCUCAAGAAGCUGCAUCAACAUUGCCAUCUAGUUACAUGUCAUCAGAUGAAGAUCCCAGUCUUGAAUAUGAGCUUGCAGCCCUUAGAGAAGCAAUGGAAUCAGGGUGCACCUAUUUGCUUGGACAUGGUGAUGUGAGGGCAAAGAAGAACUCUUUUUUCAUUAAGAAAUUGGUGAUAAAUUAUUUCUAUGCAUUUCUCAGAAAGAACUGCAGAGGAGGCACUGCAAACAUGAGAGUGCCUCACACCAAUAUCAUUCAAGUGGGAAUGACAUAUAUGGUAUGACAGCCAUAUUCUUUCUGAUAAUUAUGCAAAAUGCAAACUUUGUCUGGAAUAUGUUAUUAAUAGUGCUAUUUUUCUUUUCUUCCAUGUUUUAUGCUGGCUCAGAAAUUGUAAUUUAUCUUUAGAACACACUUGGCUUGUGAGUUGUGUUGCACAUUACCAAAGUGAUGGAGCCAACUUGCUUCAUGCAUGAAAUUGUUUUAGAAUUGUACUUGUGUAGUUGUUUCAUUUUUCAACGCAUAAUGUAUUGUAAAGAUUCAUAAAUAUGUGAUCCGAAAUGGUUUUGAAUGAUAUUUUGUUUUUAGUCAC
Molecule: messenger RNA, 3182 nt
Organism: Abrus precatorius (Indian licorice)
Lineage: Eukaryota; Viridiplantae; Streptophyta; Magnoliopsida; Fabales; Fabaceae
Product: putative potassium transporter 12
Exons: 9
Coding region: 360-2876 (838 amino acids)
Biological process (GO): potassium ion transmembrane transport
Cellular component (GO): membrane
Molecular function (GO): potassium ion transmembrane transporter activity
Source: RefSeq, a predicted model, not a curated record